AUGCGUCAAAGUUACGGUUACAAACAGUUUUCAAAUUGCAUAAACGAAUUAAUCUCGUACACUAUAAAGAUUACCGAAGUAUCUGCCGCUAACCAUUACAAUGUUUUACAUGAAGAUGAGUUAUUGGAAGCUAAUAAACAAAGAGUAUUACUGGAUAUAUCUAACUCGUUAAAUCUUGUUUAUACAACAACAGAACAAAACGAAAAUAAUAAUAUAAGCGUCUGUACCGAAGUAGACGAUGCUUACCAAAAUUUAAUUCAGAUGGAAAAUUAUGACUUAGGAUCAAUGUAUUUAGAUUCCGUAGAAUUCAAUACUACAGCAAUUUCAAACCAUAAGUUACAACAAGAACAACAAGAAAAAAGUUACAACAUUGAAUGUUCUCAGCAAGAAAAUGCAGAUCUUAAAAACAUCGAUUUGUCUAUAUCAACAGUCAAUCUGUAUAACGAUAGUCCUAGUAUACUAGGCAAUAAUAUGACUACGUCUGAAGUUAGUGUUUUAGCUGAAAAAAAUACACUUAUGACUAUAUCAGAAAUAUCAACCGGUAAUCAUGGUGAAGGCGAUCUACGGAACCCGAUGAUACCUGAACCAAUAACAAAUGGAAAUAUCCUGAUCAAAACCGUGAAAUUCGUAAAAAGUUAUGUGAAACUAACAAUCAAUACAUAA
This is a messenger RNA of Parnassius apollo (apollo), 663 nucleotides long. The record is from the annotation of a GenBank genome assembly. Lineage: Eukaryota; Metazoa; Arthropoda; Insecta; Lepidoptera; Papilionidae.